AGUCUCAUAUACUUCAGAAUGCAGACUCUGCGAAUUGCGAAAACCAACAAAAAGACUACCGGUAUACGGUACUGGUGCCGAAACAAAUUGUGAAAUUGGGGGAGAUUUUGCUAUAUGAAAUUUGACGAAUAUUAUAAUUAAGAAGUGGAAGUCCUGAAGCGAAGACUGCCAUCCACCAAGAAGCAUGUCGUCAUCUCAGCCAGACAAGUUUGAACCUUUGGUAGAGAAUCUUGAGAGGUUUAUUGAAAUCACCAGGCAGUUGGGACUGGUUGUCAGUGAUUUCCAACCGCAAGGACAAGCUCCUCUUAACCAAAAGCUACACAUGUUGGUGAGCAGCCUUCAAGAACUAGAUAAAAACAAAGAACAAGUCCAAGAUGUGCAAGUACCUCUAGAGCUCAUUUAUGAGUAUGUUGACCAAGGCAAGAACCCACAACUAUACACCAAGGAUUGCAUGGAGAGAGCUGUAGCUAAGAAUGAGCUGGUUAAAGGAAAGAUUGAAACAUUUAGGAGAUUCAAGAAGGCCCUGGUUACAGAACUGGGUAAAAUGUUUCCAGAAGAGAUUGACCGUUACAAGACUGUGAGAGGUAGCGACACAUGAUGAUCUCAUUGAGUAUCCUAUUGACUUGUGAAAGGACCAUUGUGCAAACCUUGCCUUGUGUUAUGAAAAGACAGUGAUGGUUUUGGACCAGAAAUUGGAGAGGAUUACUGAAGGAGAAAAUCGAAAAGGUAACCCUUGAUGGAUAAAUGAAUCAAUGCAAUAUUGAGUCUGCACUUCAGAAAAUGGUGGAAGUAUAGAGUGAGGCCAGCUAAGUUGAAUCUUUUGAGAUCACAGAACUCUAGUUUGACCCACGAGAAAGUUGAAUAAGAAGAGGUGAAUUAUGCUGUGCACAUUCUGGACUGAAAAAUCAGCUCUGACCGUGAAGACGAUAAUUCAACUUAGACAUAGUUAACUUUUAUGUAGUCUUAAUGUAUUUGUAGAUGGAAGUGUUUUAAGAUAUUUUAGAUUUCAUCAUUAUGGUGUCUGAACGGUAGAAGAAACUACACACUACAUUGCAGGGUAAUAUCUGUGGAUUCAUUGAUGGCAUUGUCUUCAAAUAUUCCAAAAGCAACCAAUAUCAAGUCUGAAUGUACAUAUGAUUUGAGAUUGUAGGAGUUUGUAUGGAGUCUACACUGCAAAAAAUUAUUUCAUUUGCUGAUGGAGCGGUGUCUUUGGAUCAUGUACGGUUGACUCUAACUACAUUGCAAGUCAAAUCCUUGGGACCACGAAAAUUCUAUUCGACUUAGGCGAUCAUUUUGACUUACGGAAGGUAGACUAUACAGAGUGUAACAUUUUUCAGACGUCAUCAAUACGAUACAUGUAUUCACACAUGUAAUCGCAGAAUAUGCAUAGUGCAAUUGGGAAGCCUGCGGAGAAGACUAGAUGUUUACUGGCUUAGCUUGAACAUACAAGAUGUUACCAAGGAACGUUUGAUGGUGACCUGGUUGGUCAUUUGUUAGUUCAAAACUGUUAUAGCCAAUUUUAAUAUAAUCUUCUCAGGCUUCUCAACCCUAAAAGGACUGGGCUUUAUGAGAUGUAUUGAGGACGGGGGCAUGAUGGCCCCCCCUUCUGAUCUCAGCCGCUGUUCGCGCCAAAAUUUUUGGCAUUCCUGUAUGUCGCGAAUUUGGUCUCAAAAGUUGCGAGACUUCAAAGAAAAAAGUCAUUGAAUUUUGUGGCGCUAUUUUUUGCGUUUCGGAAAUAUUGCACAAAGAGUUGAGGGGGAGCCAUCAUGGACCCCCAGUCCUUUUAGGGUUAACACAGUUACUUUAAAGCCAUGCUACUCAGAGUCAAUAUGUAGCCCUUUCCCCCUAUCUCCCUUCCUCGCCCCUCUCCUUUCUCGCCCCUCUCCUUUUUCCUCCCCCUCUCCCCUUCACUCACCCUCUCUCAAUCCAACUCUUUCUUCUCAAACAUAUGCUAUCUUUUUCUCUUUCUCUUCCCAAAUCUCUUUUUCGACUGGAAGUGAAAAUUAAUAAAGACAAUGAUGUAAAAUGAAAGCUAAACUGAAUGCCAAUCAUGUGUGAUAUACUUGAAAAUUUAUAAAGACAUUAACAAUUUGUAAAUUUA
Lytechinus pictus (painted urchin) is the source of this 2101-nucleotide messenger RNA. Its product is annotated as mediator of RNA polymerase II transcription subunit 10-like. The transcript is spliced from 5 exons. The record is from RefSeq and is a predicted model, not a curated record. NCBI's taxonomy places the organism in Eukaryota, Metazoa, Echinodermata, Echinoidea, Temnopleuroida, Toxopneustidae. Gene Ontology annotation, molecular function: transcription coregulator activity. Gene Ontology annotation, cellular component: mediator complex. Bases 185 to 598 code for a protein of 137 amino acids. Gene Ontology annotation, biological process: positive regulation of transcription by RNA polymerase II.